UAAAAAUCUGCCCUUUCCCUCCCAUCUUGGCUCUCCUGUCCUACCCCAGAAUAGUUCCCACCCAAACAUGGCCAAAUAUCAUAUUGUCUAUUGGGAUGUAUCAUAAAUUCAGGAACUCGGUUUCACACUUGCUACCUAAGCAUUGACCCACCAAAUAAGACUCUCCGUUUCCUUUGAUAGCGAGCAAUGGCAGAUCCAGCACUUCACCACCAAACCCAACCCAUCAAAGAAAUUGCCAUAGACUACACCCCGGAGGCCUGCACUCACUGCCCUGUCUCCAACUCAAUCACACUCACCUUUGAUCACCGAGGAGGUGCCAGGUGGCGUUCCACCACUCGAUUCCUCUAUGGCACUUUCAGUUCUCUCAUCCAAUGCCCCAAAGGGAACCCCAGUGGUCUAAACUUCAAUAUCUACCUUUCCUCCCUCGAAGGAGACAAAUCCCAAGACGAGAUAGACUUCGAGUUCCUCGGCAAAGACAAAACUAUAGUCCAAACCAACUACUACACUACAGGAACUGGGAAUAGAGAGCAAAUUCAUGAUCUGGGUUUUGAUUGCUCUGAUGGGUUCCAUGAAUACACUAUGAAGUGGAAUCCGGAUUCUAUAGAGUGGUUGAUUGAUGGGAAGGUGGUGAGGAGAGCAGAAAAGAAGGAAGGUGAGGCAUUUCCUGAGAAACCUAUGUUUUUGUAUGCUUCAGUUUGGGAUGCAAGCUACAUUGCUGAAGGGAGAUGGACUGGGCCAUACAUUGGUUGUGAUGCACCCUAUGUUUGCCUCUAUAAGGAUAUUCAGGUGCCUUUUGCCACAGCUGUGGAGUGUUCUUCUGAUUCAUAACCUGGCUUCCUGCUUAUGGUGAGUUGGGUGUUUUAAGUGACUUUUGUUUUUGCACUUUUGAAUUGAAGUAUCAAUCCUCAAAUUGUGAUUUAAUAAAAUCUAUCCUGUUUUGAUGGGGGUGUAAGUUGUACUUUGUACUCUAUUUGGCUGUUGAUAAUAAAUCCCCUUUGGCUUCACACACAGCAUUCAGCAAUGUCA
Durio zibethinus is the source of this 1026-nucleotide messenger RNA. NCBI's taxonomy places the organism in Eukaryota, Viridiplantae, Streptophyta, Magnoliopsida, Malvales, Malvaceae. The record is from RefSeq and is a predicted model, not a curated record.